Culex quinquefasciatus (southern house mosquito) is the source of this 833-nucleotide messenger RNA. RefSeq names its product collagenase. Gene Ontology annotation, biological process: proteolysis. The record is from RefSeq and is a predicted model, not a curated record. Gene Ontology annotation, molecular function: serine-type endopeptidase activity. The coding region runs from base 19 to 801 and encodes 260 amino acids. Lineage: Eukaryota; Metazoa; Arthropoda; Insecta; Diptera; Culicidae. The transcript has a single exon.
UAGGAUCGUAGCUUAACCAUGCACACGUGGCCGGUGUUCCUGUUGGCUUUGGCAGCCAUUUUAAGAUCUGUUUAUUCCGGAUCACCCCGGAUCAUUGGCGGAUCGGAUGCGGCUCCCGGCCAGUUUCCCUACCAGGCCAUGCUGAUCAUCCAGAUGGGCAAGGAACGGUCCCUGUGCGGCGGAAGUUUGCUGAGUGACGAAUGGGUCCUGACCGCUGGCCACUGCGUCGAAGAUGCUCAAUCGAUUCUGGUCACCCUGGGAGCGGUCGAGUUUCGAGAACCAGCUGACGGAGACGGUCGAGUGGUGCAGAAUUCCACGGAGUUUAUCCGUCACGAAGAUUACGACCCGGGCACCGCUUCGAACGACGUGGCGUUGGUGAAGCUUCCCCAGAAGGUCGAGUUCAACGAUCACAUUCGACCGGUGGCGCUUCCGACCGGCCACGACGACUACAACCGCCGGAUGGCGAUCGCCAGUGGCUGGGGCAAGACCAAGGACCGGGGUGGAAUCGCGGACCGACUGCAGUACGUGUCCCUGAAGGUCAUCACCAACAACGAGUGCUCGCUUCUGUACCCGGGAACGGUCCAACCGACGACCCUGUGCACCCACAACGAGGAACGCAAGUCCACGUGCAACGGCGAUUCCGGCGGGCCACUGGUGCUCGAGGAUGACCACACGCUGAUUGGGGCGACCAGCUUCGGGCACAUCAUUGGCUGCGAGAAGCGGCUGCCGGUGGCGUUCGCACGCAUUACCGAGUACGUGGACUGGAUCCGGAACAAGACGGGAAUGGCGGAACCACAGUAGGGCGUAUGUUGAGCUUACAAUCGAUUUUGAAG